AUGAAUAAUAAACAGAUUUUAUGUAUCUCCUUCUUAUUAUUAUUAUUAUUAUUAAUUUAUAUAAAAGUAAACAUUGUCUUCUCACAACCAAAUGAUCCACAACUUCAAAAACUUCUACAAUAUCAUAAUGAUCUUAGACGUAAUUUAACAGAAUGUAAAUUUGAAGGACAACCUCCAGCGAAAUAUUUACCAGAUCUUAAAUGGGAUGAUGAACUAGCUUCAAAAGCUAAAGAUUUAGCAAAUGAAUGUUAUUUUCAUCAUAAUGAUGUGGAUUUACCGCAUAAAUGGGAAUAUGUUGGUCAAAAUAUAGCAGGAUAUCAAACAAUUGAACAAGCAUUCGAUGCAUGGAAAGAUGAAUAUAAACAGUAUAGUUAUUAUGGUGUUUGUGGACAUUAUACUCAAUUAGUAUGGCAAAAUACUACUCAUGUUGGUUGUGGUAUUACAAAUUGUACUGGAAAUUAUGGAUUUCCAUAUGGAUUAUCAGUUGUCUGUAAUUAUGGCCCAGGAGGAAACUAUGAAGGUCGCUAUCCUUAA
Messenger RNA from Schistosoma curassoni, 534 nucleotides. The record is from the annotation of a GenBank genome assembly. Lineage: Eukaryota; Metazoa; Platyhelminthes; Trematoda; Strigeidida; Schistosomatidae.